Molecule: messenger RNA, 1614 nt
Organism: Darwinula stevensoni
Lineage: Eukaryota; Metazoa; Arthropoda; Ostracoda; Podocopida; Darwinulidae
Source: the annotation of a GenBank genome assembly
AUGAAGCUGGAAAUCAGGUCAGCGAAACGGAAGCGAGAGGAGCGGCCAGCUACCAAUGGUGAGAAUGAUUCCAAUGUUUUUAUCGUGUUUGGAAGACUGGAAAUGGUUUCUCAGAUCCUGAGCAUGUCUUUUUUGGUACUCUUGCUCUGUGGCAUCUGGCAUUUCAAUGCUGUUGAUUGUGUCAAUGCCUCAGUCAUGCGUGAAGAUGAGCAACCAAAUAACCGAAUCCUUGUUCUUUUGGAUUCUCUUGUCACCAAGGAAACUCAUUCGAUGUUCUUCAAGAGUCUGGUGGAAGGAAAAGAUGGGAGACUUCCAUAUACCCUGACAUUCAAGAUGGCUGAUGAACAGAAUCUUCACCUCUCCAAGUAUGGGAACUACCUGUAUGAUCAUGUGAUUUUAUUCUGCCCCAAUGUGGAAGAGUUUGGCGGCUCUCUCACAUCUGAGUCCUUCAUCCAGUUUGUGGAUGAUGGCGGGAACCUGCUGAUAGCUGGAAGCAGUGAGUCAAGUGAUGCCAUUCGUGACAUUGUGGCUGAACUUGGCCUUGAAAUGGAUGAAGAAGGGGCAUCUGUCAUUGAUCAUCACAACUUUGAUGUUCGGGAUGAGGGAUUGCACACAUUGGUUGUGGCCAAGGUGGAAAACCUAGUUGAUUCUGCUAUCAUCAGAGGAAAAGUGGCACCUUCCAUGCCAUUUUUGUAUCGUGGGACAGGACUCAUUUCUGACCCUGAGAAUCCACUGCUCAUUGAGAUUCUCACUGGCUCCUCCACUUCCUAUUCUUUUAACCCCAACAAGGAGAUCACUGAGUACCCACAUGCAGUUGGAAAGAACACACUACUCAUUGCUGGAAUCCAGGCCCGCAACAAUGCCCGAGCUGUUGUAUCUGGUUCCCUUGAAUUUUUUUCGGAUGAGUUUUUCCUAAUGGAUGUGAAACAAAGUGACUACAAGGAACUUCCCAGUUCAGGCAAUCAACAGCUGGCUGAGAAUCUGUCCAGGUGGCUUUUCAAGGAACGUGGUGUCAUCAGAGUUGCUAAUGUGGAUCAUCAUAAACCUGGUGAAACCCAGCCCUCUGGUUAUACCAUCAUGGAUGAUGUUAUUUUUGAGAUCAAGGUGGAAACAUUGGAGGAAGGGAAAUGGGUUCCAUUCAAGGCCUCUGACAUUCAGUUAGAGUUUGUGCGCAUUGAUCCAUUCGUUCGAAAGACCCUUCUCCCUGUGGCAGGUAAGCCAGGGCUCUAUCGUGCUGAGUUCAAGAUCCCUGAUGUUAAUGGAGUCUACCAGUUCAAGGUCAGCUAUGAACGACUGGGCUAUACCUAUCUACACAGCUUCACCCAGGUGUCUGUGCGUCCAUUCCUCCACACACAAUAUGAACGCUUCAUCUUCAGUGCAUACCCAUACUACCUGAGUGCAUUCAGCAUGAUGAUUGGGGUGUUCCUCUUUUCAUGUGUGUUCCUUCACCACAAAGAAGAAGGGAAAGAGAAGAGUGAAUAGAGUACAAGUCCCUUUUUGGUCUUUGAUCUCUAAAAAUGCUUUGUUGACAAGUGGGUGCAACAGUUCUUGUUUCAAUAAAAGAGGUCUGACUGAUCCACUGGUCAGUGAAUAUUUGAGGUCAUUUCUGCUGGG